Messenger RNA from Brassica napus (rape), 5036 nucleotides. Its product is annotated as DNA-directed RNA polymerase I subunit 1-like. Gene Ontology annotation, biological process: DNA-templated transcription. The transcript has 23 exons. The coding region runs from base 1 to 4854 and encodes 1617 amino acids. Gene Ontology annotation, cellular component: RNA polymerase I complex. Lineage: Eukaryota; Viridiplantae; Streptophyta; Magnoliopsida; Brassicales; Brassicaceae. The record is from RefSeq and is a predicted model, not a curated record. Gene Ontology annotation, molecular function: DNA binding; DNA-directed RNA polymerase activity.
AUGGCUCAAACUCAAACCACAGAGGGAGCUUCCCAAGUCGUUAAGUCUGUUAGAUUUAGCUUCAUGACAGAACAAGAUGUCCGAAACCAUAGUGUUAUGAAAGUUACUAAUCCCGUCUUACUCGAUACCGUUGAGAGACCUGUCCCUGGUGGUCUCUAUGAUCCUCUUAUGGGUCCGCUGGAUGAUAAAACACCUUGUAAAACCUGUAGCCGGAUCAGUCUAUUUUGCCCAGGACAUUGUGGGCAUAUCGAGCUUGUCUAUCCUAUUUACCACCCUUUGCUCUUCAAUCUUCUUUACACCUUUUUGCAAAGGACUUGUUUCUUUUGUCAUCACUUUAUGAAAUGGAGUGAGGUUGACGGAUGUGUUUCUCAGUUGAAAGUCAUCAUUAAAGGAGAUAUAGUUGCUGCUAAAAAGUUUGGUUCUGAAGCCACGGAAUCAUCAGAAGAGUGUGAAGAUUCUGACAUUAGAAAGCAGAGGUGGACAUCUUUUCAGUUUGCUGAAGUCACUGACCUCUUGAAAAAAACUCUGGGGUUGAAAUCAUGGAAGUGUGGAUAUUGCGGUAAAAAAGCUGUUCAACUAGAGAAGCCUAUGUUCGGAUGGGUUCGCAAGGAGGAGGAGAAAGCGACCGACAAUGGAGAUAAUGUAAUUCGAGAGAUUAAGGUAAAGAAUUCAGAAAACAUUGUAGAAAGUGAUGAUGACAGUGCUAUCGAUGAACAAUCAGAAGUUGAAGAUGAAGGUGCUAAAAAGAAAAGAGGAAAAUCUUCGAAAGCAGCUAAAGAGUUUAAAGAACACAAGAAAAAGACUAAAAUAAACGUUUUGCCUAGUGAGGUCAGGGAAAUCUUAAAAGAUUUGUGGAGAAAUCACCCUGAGUUUUGCUCCUUUAUUGGUGAUCUUUGGCAGAGUGGAUCUGAAAAAAAUGACUACUCUAUGUUCUUUUUGGAGAGUAUUCUUGUGCCUCCUACUAAAUUUAGACCUCCAACAAAAGGAGGCGAUAGCGUUAUGGAACAUCCUCAAACCGCAGGGCUAAAUAAGGUCUUAGAAUCCAAUAUAGCCCUUGGGAAUGCCCGUACUAACCAAUUAGAGAAAUCGAAAAUAGUUUCUAGAUGGAUGGAUCUCCAAGAAUCAGUCAAUGUCUUGUAUGAUAGCAAAACUUCAUCAGUUAAAAGUCAGAGAGAGCAGGGAACUGGAAUAUGUCAAGUGCUGGAGAAGAAAGAGGGUCUAUUUCGGCAAAAUAUAAUGGGAAAAAGAGUGAAUCAUGCAUGCAGAUCUGUCAUAUCUCCAGAUCCUUAUAUCGCUGUCAAUGACAUUGGGAUUCCUCCUUGUUUUGCUUUGAAAUUGACUUAUCCUGAGAGGGUGACUCCUUGGAAUGUUGAAAAGUUAAGGAAGGCUAUCAUUAAUGGUCCAGACAUUCAUCCAGGAGCAACGCAAUACUCUGACAAAGUAUCUACAAUGAAGCUGCCUUCUAGCAGAAAAGCACGAAUAGCAAUUGCAAACAAGUUAUUUUCCUCACGAGGAGUCACUACAAAACUUGGGAAAACAUGUGAUAUCGACUUUGAAUGUAAAAUUGUCUAUCGACAUAUGAAAGAUGGUGACGUCGUCCUUGUGAAUCGUCAGCCAACAUUACAUAAACCUAGUAUAAUGGCUCACAUAGUCCGUGUUCUUAAGGGGGAGAAGACACUUCGUCUCCACUAUGCAAAUUGCAGUACAUAUAAUGCAGAUUUUGAUGGAGAUGAGAUGAAUGUGCAUUUUCCACAAGAUGAGAUAUCACGAUCUGAGGCCUACAAUAUUGUCAAUGCCAACAACCAAUAUGCAAGGCCUUCUAAUGGUGAUCCACUUCGAGCUUUAAUCCAGGAUCAUAUUGUCAGUUCGGUUUUACUCACAAAAGGGGACACUUUUAUGGACAGAGAUGAAUUCAAUCAGCUUCUUUUCAGUUCUGGCGUGACUGACAUGGUUCUGAGUUCUUUUUCUGGACGAUCUGGCAAGAAAGUCACACAGUCUGCUUCUAAUACAAAGCUGUUGACUGUCACGCCUGCUAUUUUAAAACCAGUACCUCUUUGGACUGGAAAACAGGUCAUCACUUCAGUGUUGAAUGAGAUAACCAAAGGUCAUCCCCCAUUCAGCGUAGAGAAAUCUACCAAACUUCCUGUUGACUUCUUCAAACGUAGACCAAUAGAAGAAUCCAACAAAAACAAGUCAUGGAAACAUGAUUUUAGCGAAGAUAAACUGCUCAUCAGGAAAAACGAAUUUGUCCGCGGUGUGAUUGACAAGGCUCAGUUUGCGGACUAUGGGUUGGUUCACACAGUGCAUGAGCUCUAUGGUUCAAAUGCUGCAGGAAACCUGCUUUCUGUUUUUAGUCGUCUCUUCACCGUUUUCCUUCAGUUUCAGAUUCACGGUUUCACCUGUGGAGUUGAUGAUCUUAUUAUUUUGAAAGAUGUGGAUGAAGAGAGGACCAAGCAACUUCAAGAAUGUGAAGGUGUUGGUGAAAAAGUCCUACGUAAGACCUUUGGCAUUGAUGUUAAUGCUCAGAUAGAUCCUCAGGACAUGAAAUCUAGCAUUGAGCGAAUUCUUUACGAGGACGGGGAACCUGCUUUGGCAUCUUUGGACAGGAGAAUCGUCAGUGAGCUCAACAAGUGUUCAGGAAAGGGGGUGAUGAACGAUUUGCUCUCUGAUGGGUUGCUGAAAACACCUGGAAGGAAUUGUAUAUCUCUGAUGACAAUAUCUGGAGCUAAGGGCAGUAAGGUUAACUUCCAACAAAUCUCUUCUCACCUUGGCCAGCAAGAUUUAGAAGGAAAAAGAGUUCCCAGAAUGGUUUCUGGGAAGACAUUACCGUGUUUCCAUCCAUGGGACUGGUCACCUAGAGCUGGAGGUUUUAUUAGUGACAGAUUCCUUAGUGGUCUCAAGCCACAAGAGUAUUACUUCCAUUGUAUGGCUGGACGAGAAGGGUUAGUUGAUACUGCAGUGAAGACAUCACGUAGUGGGUAUCUGCAGAGAUGCUUGAUGAAAAAUCUCGAGAGCCUGAAAGUCAACUAUGAUUGCACUGUCCGGGAUGCUGAUGGGUCCAUCAUUCAAUUCCAAUAUGGUGAAGAUGGCGUGGAUGUUCAUCGGUCUAGCUUCAUUGAAAAAUUCAAAGAACUUACACUAAAUCAAGAUAUGAUCCUUGAAACAUGCAGUGAAGACAUGCUAUCUGGAUCCAAUAGUUACAUAACUGAUCUGCCUAUUACUCUUAAGAAGAGAGCUGAGAAGUUUGUAGAGUCAAUGCCUAUGAAUGAGCGUAUUGCUUCCAAAAUGGUGAGACAAGAGGAUCUACUGAAGCUGGUGAAAUCAAAAUUCUUUGCAAGUCUUGCCCAGCCAGGGGAGCCUGUAGGUGUACUUGCUGCACAAUCUGUAGGAGAGCCAUCAACACAGAUGACUUUGAAUACUUUCCAUCUUGCUGGACGUGGAGAGAUGAAUGUGACACUCGGAAUCCCACGUUUACAAGAGAUCUUGAUGACUGCUUCUGCAAACAUUAAGACACCCAUCAUGACUUGCCCUUUGCUCAAGGGUAUAACAAAGGAUGAUGCAAGUCAUAUUACUGAUAAAUUAAGGAAGAUAACAGUAGCAGAUAUUAUAAAGAGUAUGGAAGUAUCCGUUAUACCAUUCGCAGUUUAUAAAGGUAGAGUUUGUAGUAUUCACAAGCUUAAGAUAAAUCUAUAUAAGCCAGAGCAUUAUCCGAAGCACACUGAUAUUACUGAUGAGGAUUGGCAAGAGACAAUGACGGUUAGGUAUUUGAGGAAGCUGGAAGAUGCUAUACAGAAACACAUGACAAUGCUCUGUAGAAUCAGGGGCAUAAAGGUUAAGAAAGAGACCGGUCCAAAAGCUGGAAGUGAUACGAGGAAUGAUGAUUCUGCAAGUGGAAAGCAGACUCAAGAUGAUGAUGAUGAUUCUGCUAAUGAUGAUGAUGAUGAUGAUGAUGAUGAUGAGGGUCUUGGUGCAGAGAAACGGAAGAAGCAAGCAGCAGAUGAGGAUUAUGAGGAAAGUUCUGAAGAUGAGAAUAAGGAACCAUUGUCAACUAGUGGAGUAGAUGAUGACACUGAGAUGGACAGUGAGGAUGAGAAUGAAGAAGUUAGCAAGGAAGGGACUCAGCAACCCAAAAAAAAGAAGAGAGAGAGAUUUGUUGGACAUAAGAAAGACAGACAUAUCUUUGUGGAAUGCAAAGGAGAGACAUUUGAGGUCCAUUUCAAGUUUCUUUCAAAGCAGCCUCAUAUGUUACUUGCUCCGGUUGCUCAGAAAACAGCACAGAAGGUUUACAUCCAGAACUAUGGGAGAAUCGAACGGUGCACAUUAGCUAACUGUGGUGAUCCUCAAAUGAUAUACUACGGAGACAAACCAAAGGAGAGAGAAGACAUCUCCAACGAGGAAAAGAAAGCCUGGCCAGCUCUCCACGCAUCAGGAGUUGAUUUCUCUGAUAUCUGGGAGUUUCAAGAUAAGCUUGACGUUAGGUACUUGUACAGCAACAGCAUUCACGACAUGCUCAACACAUUUGGGGUUGAAGCGGCAAGAGAGACCAUAAUCAGGGAAAUAAACCACGUUUUCAAAUCAUACGGUAUAUCAGUAAGUUUCAGACACCUGAACCUCAUCGCAGAUUACAUGACCUUUUCUGGUGGAUACCGUCCAAUGAGCCGUUUUGGAGGAAUUGCAGAAUCAACUUCUCCAUUCUGUAGAAUGACAUUUGAGACAGCCACUAAGUUUAUUGUCCAAGCAGCUACCUAUGGAGAAGUUGACAGGCUAGAAACUCCCUCUGCUAGAAUAUGUCUUGGUUUGCCUGCGCUUUCAGGAACGGGUGGCUUUGACCUGUUACAGAGAAUAGAGGUCUGAUUUGUGUGUUAAACCCUAGCGUGGAGCACAAUUUUGUCUAAUUUAAAAUAUUUGUCGUAUUAAAAGUUUUGUUUUUAGACAUUUUGUUGUCCAAUAAAUGGAUAGAUGUACCUGCCGACAAAUUGAGAAAACGCUUGUGGAUGGCAAGAGCUGCAUUUUAGUGAGUUUUUUUUUGUUGUAAA